Pseudozyma hubeiensis SY62 is the source of this 2847-nucleotide messenger RNA. RefSeq lists its product as hypothetical. Gene Ontology annotation, cellular component: transcription factor TFIIIC complex. Gene Ontology annotation, molecular function: protein binding. Gene Ontology annotation, biological process: transcription by RNA polymerase III. Bases 1 to 2847 code for a protein of 948 amino acids. The transcript has a single exon. The record is from RefSeq and is a predicted model, not a curated record. NCBI's taxonomy places the organism in Eukaryota, Fungi, Basidiomycota, Ustilaginomycetes, Ustilaginales, Ustilaginaceae.
AUGCCCACUGCAUCCAGCAAGAGAGCCACACCUGCUCGCAAGAAAGCAAAGCUCGACGUAGCAACAGGCGAUGCUUCCACCUCGAGCGACGCCGAUAAACCGGUCGCAUAUGCAGCCGACACCGUCAUCGAGAACGCAACAGCCCAGCCGAAUGUAGCAGCAGGAUCGAGCACCACGAAGCCGACCCGUGCUAGGGCAACGCGAGCGGCCGCAGCGAGACCCAAUUAUCGCGAACUGCCCGCGGAGGAAGAAACCGCGAAACCAGGUACCACCGAUGUCUCCGCGGACGCAUCCGCAGCAAAUUCUUCUGCUACCGAGGAGCGGCUGCAAUCAACGCCUCCACCACCACACGCAACGCCAGCACCAUCUACGCCCCUUCCACAAUUCAAGACUCCAGCAGCGCCGCGUCCGUCAGUACCACGAAGCGCAAAGGGCAAAGCGAAAGCCAAGCUUGAAGAGGACGACGAUUACGAUGACGACGACGACGGUCCUUCCAGUGGCAAGACGCCCGAUGUUGAGGUCUACACUCAUGAGGGCCCGCUCAGCGCACUCAAUCGUAUCCAGAUGAAAACUCAAAAGCCACGUUCUCUACGUCCGCUUUGGCUGCAGGGUGUCUACCAUCCGCCCUUUUUUGGUGUGCCGCCUUCGUCCCUCGUAGCGUACUUUUCGAACGAGGACGCAGGCUCGCAGCCGGAUGAGGUGAGGAAAAGGGAGGUGGGAAAGGCGCUUUCAUGGCCUACGGACGGACACGUCAAGACUUGGCUUGAUCCGUCGGCAUAUGCGUUGAUCAAGAAGCAGCUGCUCAAGUUCUGGUUCGGACAAGUCGGAUGGGUUCCGAAGGAGGGGGUUUAUGACUGGGGGUGGUGGCCUGGCAAAGCAUUUGGAUGGAAGCAGAAUGUCGAAAUGUCAGAGAGGGCUCGUGAUGCCAAAGCAAAACUGCUUUCGAAUUCGAGCGCUACCAGUGCAGCAAUCGUGCGAAGGAAUCAACCCGGGUGGCCAUUCGUCCAGCCAUGGAUCGACGCUCAACUGCACACACUCAAGCUUCUUUCCAGCAAAGAUGCGAAGCCAUUCAUGCAGGAUACCACGACACCCCAACAAGCUCCGCUACGACAUCCGACCACGGUCAUGAAACUCGCCGUCCCCGAACUCACCAUGCGCAGUCGGCUCAAGCAGAGCGUCGUGCGUGAUUCGCCCAAGACACCGUCCAGAGCGAAAACCACCACAAAAGCCAACUCCGGUGGCGCGGGUGCAGACCGCGAAGCAGCCGACGAAGACGAGGAAGCCGCCGCAGCAGCUGACGAAGACGAAGAAGCCAUUGCAGCUCUCGACGCCAACCAAGAGCCGGUCAACCUUUCGGAUCCCAAGUUCGCCGACAUCCCGAACCUCGGAUUUGAAGAAAAAGGUUCGAUCUGCGGCGAUGUGCUGCACGUUUCGAUUGGGCCGACGGAUCAAGAGGUUCCGGUGCAGAUCCCGAAAGGCACAGCGAAGAGACUGGACAGCUUGGGUGUGGUGCCGGAUGAAGGACACGUCAUGAACGUCGGCGGUCACGUGUACGCGCUCGACUGGGUGCCGGUGCCGGUGCAUCUGAAUACGGGCAAGGAGUACUUUGUCGUAUCGGCGGCGAAUUCUCAAGCGCCGUUGACGAUGAUCGGUGCGAAAGAAGAGAGACCGGCAAAAGCGAGCUUGCAGAUUUGGAGCGUCGCGCCUGAUGGGACGCAAGGUGAGGAGAAGAAAGACAAGGGGGAGGCUCGACUAGAGAUGGUGGUAUGCCAUGAUAUUGGGACGGCGUACAAGCUGGCGUGGUGUCCGAUUGGGUAUGACUAUGCUGACGGAGGGAAACAGGAUCAGGGGAAGGAUGCCACUGCGCCGCGUCGACUGGGUUUGCUUGCGGGCUGCUUUGCAGAUGGCAGUCUGAGCGUGUUUUCCGUUCCCCAUCCGGAAUUGCUCUCCCGCAGAGGGAAGAGUUCUUCGCAGGAGCCAGUCUAUGUACAGCUCGAACCGAUCCUGACACUGACGCAUCCGCAACAAACCGCCACCAGCCUCGCCUGGGCCGGAGGUGAACUCCUCGCCUUCGGAGGCUCCCGCGGCUGGCUCGGCGUCUUCAAUAUCGGGCGCAUCCUCCGCUCAUCCCAUUCAGCCAACCUCCCGCCUAUGCCCGACCACGUCGUUCGAGCCCAUCGUUCCGCCAUCACCGACCUGACGUUCGUCCUCCUCCCUACCAUCAACUCAGAUGGAGUCGCACAGCACUCUUCACUCCCACGAACGAUAUUCUCCGUCUCAUUGGACGGUCUCACGUGUCUCUCGGACCUGGUGCGGUGCGAGGCGAAGUCGGUCGAACGCAGUCGAACGAUCCACCACUGUUGCGCGUUCUCAUCGUUCUCCGGUGGGAGUCUGCUGCACGAACAUGCGGAUGGAAGUCUAGCGCAUUACUCGUUGCGACCGGAAGAGAUGCUGCGGUCGAGAACGGUGACCCACACACCGUCGAGGAUCACGUCGAUGGAUGCAUCGCCCUUCCAUCCGAUGGUUGCGGUGGGUACGGCGCAUGGGGAGGUGAAGGUGGCCAACGCGCUGCGCACGCUCCGGCGCAGUCAGAGGAACCACCUGGCUGUGUGGCAGCAGGUACUGGAUAGGGGGACGGGUGAGUUGAAGGUGAGGACUCAUCUGCUACCGGAGAUCGCGAAUAAGGCCGAGGCGAGGGAGUGGCAUGUAGGCGCGUGGAGUGGCGUGUUGGCGGUGACGGCGGUGAGGUGGAAUAGGAACUUGAGGGCGGCGAGGUUGAUGUUGAGUGGGACGAGGGUGGGGUUGGUUGUGGUGGGGGAGGUGAGGCCGCCGUGGGAGGAGGGAUGA